AGGAUCUCUAAGCUUUCAGGACCAGCUCAAAACUACCUAAAUAUGGUGGUGUCCAUAGCCUAGCCCCCUCUUUGACAGGGGCCAUAUGCUAGACGGGCCGUACAUCGACAGGUACCGACAGCCAGACAAGCCAGAAUACCCGUAUGAAAGAGCAACCAAGCCUCUGAAUGCUACCCAGGUCUGACAGUCAGGCGAGGGUUAUGAACAGCCAUGACGGCAUCAACCUGUUCAAAAUUGCUGACAGGCUAUGAGAUAGGCGGGUCCAUCCUAAUAAUCUCUGGCACCAUAUUGCGGCAUGCUCAGCUUCUCCGAGCUCGAGAAGUGGCGUAGUUGCUCCCGACUGGAGCUUAUAAGCAAGCAUCAUGUAUCUGUCAGGAGUGGAUGCUGGCUGUUUCCAGUCCAGGAUUCCAUUGUCUGGCAUAGACAUACUUCCCCGUCUUUGAACCUCUUAUAUUAUCAUGUCUUUUACACAUAAUAGAGUUUUCGUCACUGGAGCCACUGGCUUCCUUGGCAAGGUGCUUCUUGAGGAACUCUUUCGUCUUAAAGCCGAGCUUUCCAUCCACGAAGUCGUUCUUCUCAUCCGGCCGAGCAAAACCUUGAAUGCUUCUGAACGGUUUGCGGAGAUUGCAAAGAGCCCGUGCUUUGACAAUCUAUAUCAAGGAUGGACUGAUUCCGUCCAGGUCUUGGAAGGUGACCUCAGUCUACCUCGCUGCGGCCUGGAAGACGCCAUCUAUACCAGCCUGUGUGAAACGACUACCCACAUCAUACACACAGCCGCUUGCAUCAAAUUCGACAGCUCUGUCGAUGAGGCCUUGUCGGCCAACGUGGAUAGCUCGCUCCAUAUCCUCCGGCUCGCCAAAGACUGUCCAGAUCUCUGCCAGCUUGUUAUCACCAGCUCGGCAUAUGUCUCACCGCCUCAAGCUGGCCCUAUUUACGAAAGCCUCGUGGCACUUCCUCGGCCAGCAUGGAGCCUGCUAGAGGACCUUAGGAGCGGCGCCCUCGGAAAGUUGGAGGCGAUCGAGCUCACAGGCCACCCAAACAUAUAUAGCCUUUCCAAAUGUUUGGCGGAACACAUUAUAUGUGAGACAAAGGGUUGCCUUCCCCUCUCCAUCGUGCGACCCAGCAUCAUUUGUGCAGCACUCGAAUACCCAAGUCCGGGUUGGAUCGAUAGCCAUGCCGCUUUCGCCGGAAUAGCCCUGGGGUUUGCGAAUGACAUCCUCAAGGUUGUGAAUGGGCGUCACGAUGCGAAGCUGGAUAUCGUGCCGGUCGACAAGGUUGCGGCCUGCCUGAUCGAUGAGGCGUUCCCGAUGGAAGAGCGCGAAUAUGAACCGCCACAGCCUCGCAUCGUCUUUUCCGUUGCGACCACGACGCAAUCCCUCACUCUUGGCGAGGCCUGCCAGAUGCUGGAAGCAUUCUUCAAGAAAGGGGGUUUCCGGUACAUCGGCCCGAUGGGUGGCUACACCUUUGACAUACAACAUUUUCUUCACCACUACCUUCGGCUGCAACUUGCUGCUGCCGCCAGUCGCCUCUCUGGCAACAGGGUCAAGGAGGCUGCUGCGAUAAAGGCUUUGAGGCUACUGAAGGGCAUGAAUAACGUCUUUGGGCCCUAUGCCAGUAACACGCAUGACUUCCGGCCUCACCAGUCGAAGAUUAGAUUUGAUGCCAAGGACUACCUGCAGCUCGUGUGCGAAGGAGUUUCUCAAAACCUUCUGCACUCGAAACUUUGAGAAUUUAUCGGGCUAGUGCACGAUAUUUGUUAGCAGUAUGAUGUACCGAUAUGAAAAUUCACUGGGUCGCCGAUAGGAAGGAUUCAGCUUCGAGCCGGAAUCGUUGCGGUCAGCUCAAGUGCGAAGCUCACAGCCUAUAUGCUUGUUCUUCUGUUGUUGUUAUCAUUUCCACUUUUCCCCUUCAGUCAUUAAUUUCAUUUUUUUUUCUCUUCUUUCUAUUCUUUAUUUCGAACAAAACAUAAAAGUGAGAAAGAUAUUCAGUAAGUAGGGACACGAGCCAUUCCAAAGGCCCUAUACAUACGCUGCAUAAACUAUUUAGUUCUGGGUUCUAUUCUAGAUUUUCGUACUAUGGUAGAUCUGUCAAGCCCCUUGUCCUCUUCUUUCAACACUCUUGGCCUUGCUCUCACACAAAGACUUGCGGCAAUAUAGCUACGGAUGACUCAAAAUCGGGAUCACUCGGACUCGGGCGGUCGGGAAAGAGA
Molecule: messenger RNA, 2209 nt
Organism: Pyricularia oryzae 70-15
Lineage: Eukaryota; Fungi; Ascomycota; Sordariomycetes; Magnaporthales; Pyriculariaceae
Exons: 1
Coding region: 459-1727 (422 amino acids)
Biological process (GO): long-chain fatty-acyl-CoA metabolic process
Cellular component (GO): intracellular membrane-bounded organelle
Molecular function (GO): alcohol-forming very long-chain fatty acyl-CoA reductase (NADP+) activity
Source: RefSeq, a predicted model, not a curated record